GGGUUUAAGGAGGAGACGGAAAGCUCAAAACUUUAGCGACUAUGGAGCCAGAGAAGGUGAGGGUUCGUCUCUCUUUUGAGGAUCAACGGGUUCUGAGUAAGUCCCAGAAGAAGCAAGGUCUAAAGCGGAGCUGGGUUGUUCUGGAUCCUAAAUGUCACCGAACUGUUUCGGAGUUCUCUGAUCAUCUUCUUCACACAUUUUGCCUCUUUGAAGCUUGUCCUCAUGGCAUUUCUCUAUCUAUGGACGGUUUCGUUUUGCCGCCGUUUGAGUCGAGCUGUGUAUUGAAGGAUAAAGACACAGUGUGUGUUAGGAGAAAGAAGGAACCUUUGUUAGAGCUUGUGGAGGAAGACAGUGAGGAGAAUGUUUGUGCUGAGAUUGAGGCUGAGGAGAGGGCUCCUGGGGCAAUGCUUCUUGCUAAUGAGGAGUUCCAGAAGGAAACUGGAGGAUAUGAAAGUGAGUCUGAGGAAGAUGAGCUUGAAGAGAUUGUCCCGGAGAAGAAGACUUCAAAGAAACGUAAAGCUUCGAGUAAAAGCACAAGCUCCAAGAGGAAGAAGUCUAAGUUAGCUACCACUGAAGAAAGUCCCGUGGAAAAAGAAAACGAAGCUGUUGUAAGCAAAAGCAAUGCUGUGAAGAAGAGUAAAACAUCGGAUGCACGGAGAACUGAAAAUGAUGAACAUAAUGAUGUUAAAGCCAAGUCUAAGACCAAUUCAAAGAAGUCCUCGAAACAAGCAGAAAGCAAAGAGACUAACGAACAGUGCAACAUGUCUGGUGAAACUAAAAAGACACCUAGCAGAAGCGCUCGGCGUAAAAAGGCUAAACGGCAAUGGUUGAGAGAGAAGACAAAACAAGAGAAGGAAGAGUAUUUGCAGCUUAAACAGAAGCAGAUGGUUGUAGCACCCAACCAAAAACCAGCUUUCACUACAAACCACCAAGUAACCAAGGAAAAUCGCUCUGAAGCUCUGGAAACUCAGAAGCCAGAUGAAAAUGGUGAUGGCGUUGGGGAUGAAGUUGUUCCUGUGGAAGUGAGGCCAGGCCACAUUCGCUUCGAGCCGCUCGAUAAAACAGAUCAAGCUUCUGCUGAAGAAAUUGCACCUCCUGCGGAAAAUUUUGUGUGGAAUGGAAACAUGACGAAGAAGAAAGGCCAAAAAUGGGGAAGAGAGAAGGCAGGAUUGUCCAAACGAUAUGCUCAGGAUAUGGAUGAAGAUACUUAUCAGACCGAGCCAGCUGAGGCAGAGACAGUUGCUAAGGGUCAGAUCGACUUUGAACAGCUUGUGGCUUACUCUGGCUCCGUAAAGAAAGGAGAUGUUAUUGCAUACCGCCUCAUUGAGCUAACAUCGUCUUGGACUCCUGAAGUUUCCUCCUUUCGAGUUGGAAAGAUAAGCAACUAUGAUCCAGAAUCCAAGAAGGUGACUUUGAUGCCUGUUGAAGAAUAUCCAAUCGAGAAGAAGACAGAAGAGGACACCGAUGAUUCCUCAAUGCAACCUGAUACGUCUCUUUAUAAAGAAGACGGAUCUUUGGAGAUAGAAUUUUCUUCUCUGCUUGAUGUCCGCUGCAUCAAAACUAGCAGCAGCUCAGAUACCGCAGAAGCAGCCAAGUCAGCACCGCUCAAACCUGUCCAAACAGCUACAAAUCUAAAGCCGAGCACAGACAACGGUUUGCAAACCCCUGUAAAAGAAAAUGGGAAAGUGGACCCUUGGGAAGAACUAAGUAACGCUUUAAGUGCGAAAAAGGCACAACUGGCUCAAGCCAACAAUGGUGGGUGGAACAAGAAAGGGAGCUCAAGUGGAGGAUCGGCGUGGUCUUACAAGGCACUGCGAGGUAGCGGAAUGGGACCUGUAAUGAAGUAUCUUAGAUCUCAGAAAGAGAUAUAAAAAACUAGGCUUAAAUCUUUAAAACUCUCAUUUGGUGUAUGUGAAAAACUCAGACAGAAGAAGAGAAACCUUUUUCUGUUUUGAUGCGGUGUAGGCAUGGCUGAGUUUUCGUUCGGGUAGGGGUUUAUUAUGUAUAGAGAAAAACGAUGGAUGGUUCAAAUUCCACAGCUGUCAUCCAUUGUAUUUUAAUUUCCCUACAUGGAAAAAUGAAUAAAAAAUCAUUUUGCGAGGUAUCCGUCGUUUGACCCAACCCAAACAUCUAAGAGCAUAUUUAUCCCAGUCUCUUAAGGAGUCUUUUGGUUUAAUUACAAAAUAAAAAAAAAUAAAAAAUAUCAAUUAUCAUAAAGACAUCUCUUAAUUAGGGUACACAAGAGACGGUCUCCUCUCCUUCCUUUGUCCUGUAGCUUCUUCUUCUCCAUCUCACUUCUGUCAUGCUUUCUUCAAAAUGAAGUCACUCCUCCACGCAUUUUCGUCUUUAAGAAGAAGAAAAGCAAGAAAGAUGACAGCCACAGCUUCUCCUCGAGACCUGACGAAGCCACCGGCCCGUUUCCUGAAUUCAUUCUUCUCAAAUAGUUUGAUAGAGAAUGAUUGAUGUAGUCUUCUCACUCUCAAUGAUCUCACAUACCGCUUCGGAGUAAAAAUCCUCAAAAGAAGGAUGAAUGGUUCUCGUAAGCAAUCAAUCGUCUAUGCUGUUCGAGAUUACCAACCGCUAAAAGAAAGCAGCGUCGCUUGCUCUGCCACGACGACUGACGGAGCAAGAAGCUUAACGAUGCUAUGAUGUCAGUGGACUUAAAGCGUGGGGAAACUCUUCUUAUUCAUGUAAAUAUGACGUUUCCAUCUUUGCCUUGUGAUGGUAACAUUGAUUACUUUUUAGUUAUUUUCUCCAUACCUUUUUGGAUAACUAGUCUUCUUAAACUUUUAUCAUUUGAUCUUUAUUUUGUCUUGUAGUAUUGAGCAUGGAUGCUAUCGACAUGUCUUGUUUAUUUAGUAUAUAUAUCUUGUGAUGUUGUUCUUUGAAUUUUAGUUUUUCAAGUAUUGGUAUUUGAGGGAAGCUGCUAGGAUGGGUGUGAAACAGGCUCUAAGGAGCAUCGAUGCGUUCCCAAGAGCAGAGUGAAAGUCUGAAGUCUCACAAGUACCAUACUGGGAGUGAUUGUGAAGUGCUUGCCCAUCUUGUAAGUACCAUUUCUUACUUCCAUAGAUAGAUAGAUGUUGUUUGUGUUUGUCUCGUGUUGUGACAUAUACAUAACCUUCAAAAGCUAAAUAUAUGUAAUGAUGUCUACAAACAAAGUUAUAAUAUGUAUAUAUAUAUAUAUAAGCAAAUGAUGAUUCCAGUCUACUUUUAUGUACACAUUUACCUGUGUUCCUAGAUUAUUUUGUGUAUAUGGAUGAGUAACAACAACUAUGAUCUCUAAAAACAAACUUGUGUUGAGAAUGUUUUAUACUUUUUUUUUUAAGAACUAUAAUUAAGAGACUUGCAAUAAACCACCUAAAUGUUCAAAUCUCUUUCUAAGUCUCUUAAUUCACUUUUACACUUUAAAAACUAUAAAAAAUUAAAUAAGAGACCCUUUAAGGGGUUUAGGGAUAAUGAUGCUCUAACUAUCCAAUUUUUUUUUUUAAUGUUUCUUAAAGCUUUUGGUUAGUAGUGGUGUACGCUAAUGAAUGACCUGGUGGGACUAUGGCUCGGCUCUUAUUUGAUUAAGAACAUUCCUUCGUUGACUGCUGUGAUGCAAAGGAGUUCUCUGGCAUCUCAUACGACCCCAUUCCACUUUUUUCCCUUUGAACCUCCAAAAAGCUAUACUUCUGAUUUUUUACCUUCAGAAGAGUCAUGUUCGUCUUUUGGCUAUUGAACUUUUAGUAACCUUCUAAUAAUAUUUGUUUCUGCAGGACAUUGUGGACGACAGAAUCUAACAUUGUCUGAGCAAUGAGGAAGGUGAUACCUUAUGCAGACGAAUGUCUGGUUUGUGCUCGAACAAACAAGUGGAAGCUCUACAAUAGUUUUAAUUAGGUUCGAAUGUAAAAACGUUCUUUUUUUGUAUAUGUGAUGAUUUUCAUUAACCUUGCGCAGGUAUGUUUUUAGAAAUUCAAGAUAUUUCAAUUAAAUUUAUUAAAAAUUAGGGAAAAUAA
Molecule: messenger RNA, 3995 nt
Organism: Brassica napus (rape)
Lineage: Eukaryota; Viridiplantae; Streptophyta; Magnoliopsida; Brassicales; Brassicaceae
Product: coilin
Exons: 16
Coding region: 42-1871 (609 amino acids)
Biological process (GO): spliceosomal snRNP assembly
Cellular component (GO): Cajal body
Molecular function (GO): U1 snRNA binding; U2 snRNA binding
Source: RefSeq, a predicted model, not a curated record